UGUGCAGUGCUCCGUCCGACACAUGGGCGGUCACACGAAAACAGCCAUUCAAACCUUAAAUGCAGAAUGCUCCUUUUCAGCGUUGACUAUCAGCCAUACAUCAGACGAUUUUCUUGAGGGACAGGCAAGCAAAGUAACCUGCACUGCCUCAUACACAUGCUCCAAACAUAUACCAACCCUGACAUGGAACUAUGGUAGCAUGCCAGCCUCCACUGAUACCAGCAACAGUGGAACCACUAGUUGGAGGACUGUCUCCACACUGACAUUCACAGCAUCAGCUAACGACCAUGAACGACCUCUGACAUGCUACGCACGAUUCACUGGAGGACGGACGCAGGAUAAGAGCAUCACCCUCCAAGUAAAGAGAAACAUGCUGUCUCGCGGCUGGUCCUUCACCACCCCCCGCAGCAUCACAGGCAUGAGAGGCUCAUGUAUCAUCAUUCCUUGCACAUUCACCUACAGUAAUUCCCAGCCUGCUGACCUCCGAGUUAUAUGGUACUUGUUCCAGAGCAAUGGGUACUCACCUGUAUUUGAUGAACGACAGAAUAUUAUGAGUAAGUUUAACGGGAUAACCAGCUUGAUUGGAGCUGUGGGGGAGAAGAAUUGUAGUCUUAAGAUCGAGAGGCUGGAGAUGUCACAUAACCAGGACAGACUUUACCCAUGGGUGGACAAGCACCCUAUCACCUCCUACCAAAGCCUGGGUCCCACAUUUUAUGAAAAAACCUCUCAACUUAUUGUUUCAGACCAAGCACAGGAACCACAGGUGAGCAUCAUAGGUAUCCCCAGGGUGGGAGAGGAGAGCACAGUGUCCUGCAAUGUGCGCCAUACAUGUAUCUCUGCUCCCCCCACCCUGACCAUAAGUGGUAUACCUGGAGAAGAUCUCAUUACGGACACUUUGGUAACUGAUGGGAUUUGGGAAAGGACAGUAGAGAGAACCUGGGCUGUAAAAGAAGAGGACCAGAGUGUGAAGUGUACUGUUAGCUACACUGGGGGUCAAAGAGAAACAAGUCCAUAUAACAGCAUCAGAAUGACUGAGCGGCCUGGCAACGCAACAGAGGGUGUGGCAAAGAGUGUCAUUUGUUCUGUUUCCUACAAAUGUAAGAAAAAUAAACCAACCAUUGUGUGGAACUACGAAGACAUGCAGAGUUCGUUAAAAACCAAAGAGAACUCCAGCAAUACCUAUAUCACAGUGUCAAAUCUAACCUUUAUUGGGUCUCUUGAGGAUGACGGUAAAUCUUUGACCUGCAUUGCUCAGUUUGUUACUGGCGAGACCUCAGACUCUGAAACCCUUCAUAUAAAAAAAUAUGUGAGAGAUCCAUAUGAAAAUGACACGUUCCAUGAUCAGGCUGCUGACGUCCCUUUCAGAUUCAGCGCCCUGACCGGCUCCUGUGUGGUGAUUCCCUGCAGCAUCCCGUACAAGGAAGAUGAGCCUUUCACGCGUGGCAUCUGGUCCAAAAGAAAUAAUGAUGUCAUCUACCAUAAUGGCCCGACCUUUGUGGUUGACCAUUUCAAGGGCCGCACCAGACUAUUAGGAGAGCUGAAUGAGGGAAACUGCUCAUUAGAGAUUGAUGACAUCAAACCCUUUGACAAUGGGCCCUUCUGUUUCCAUGCAGAGAGAGCUAACAUGGAAAGAUAUAGAUUCAACAAUAGCUGCGUAUUUAUUGUUAUGAAAGCGUCCCCAGAAAAACCAGUGAUGACCUCAGUUCCAGCAGAAGUUGAUGCUGGCUCAACGAUUACUGUCUCGUGUUCUGUUACGCACACAUGUCCGUCACAUCCUCCAGUGUUCUCAUGGAGUGUCCCUCACCUCACCAGCGAGGUCACGCACACCUGGACGCCGCAGGGCAUCUGGGAGACGACCUCCACCAUCACGUUCACGGCUGCUGGAGGAGACGGGGUCAAAAACCUAACCUGUACUGCUGUCUCCUGGCUCGGCAAACAACGAGCCAGCACAGUCCAGAUGACUGUGAAGGGUUAGAGCCACACAAUUCAUCUGUUGUGUUCAUGUCUGGUUAUGCAGUU
Molecule: messenger RNA, 2019 nt
Organism: Perca flavescens (yellow perch)
Lineage: Eukaryota; Metazoa; Chordata; Actinopteri; Perciformes; Percidae
Product: myelin-associated glycoprotein
Exons: 8
Coding region: 23-1975 (650 amino acids)
Source: RefSeq, a predicted model, not a curated record